AUGGCCAUGGUUGCAAGGCUUCACGUAUGCCCACAGAGCUUAGAGCCCUUCAACUUCAAAGACUACCACAGAACCGGCCCAACGGUCAUCAUCGGGUCGGGUAUUCGGCGCUCCGGUUCGGUACUGCCCACGGGGCGUAAUGGGUUUUGCUUGAAGCAGUGCAGGUCGUUUAGGGGUGAGGAUGGACGGGACGCGGUGGAAGAGAAAGAGGCCGAAAGUGCGGGAAAGCGUGGGAAUUUGAAGAAGGGAAGUGGGAUUUGGAAAUCUUUGAGUUCUACUGUUUUGGGAGGUUUUGGUUUGCGUUCCAGAAAUUCUGAUGAAUACAGGAAAGCUGUGGCCAAGUUGGAGGAGGUCUGUUCCUCGGCUGCCGUACAAAUUGGAAGAUAUAUUGUGACCAUGAUGAGCACUGGAGUUAUACUAGCAAUUGGGUUUCAGUUGUCAGGUGGAGACAGUCAGUUGAGUGAGCUAGUUUGGUAUAGCUGGCUCGGAGGAGUUAUUAUUGGAACGAUGAUAGGAGCUAACAUGGUUUUAGAGGAACACUGUCGAGCUGGUCCAAGAAAUGUUGUCAUUAGUGGAAGUACAAGGGGACUUGGAAAAGCACUUGCUCGUGAAUUUCUUCUUUCUGGAGAUCGUGUGGUUGUCGCUUCUCGAAGCCCUGAGUCUGUACAAGCAACUGUCAGAGAGCUCGAGGAAAACCUACGGGAAGGUAUGAUCAGUGCUGGUGCCUCCUCUAAGCACCUGGCACAUGCAAAAGUGGUUGGCAUAGCAUGUGAUGUUUGUGAACCUGGCGAUGUGCAGAAACUGGCAAAUUUUGCUGUUAGUGAACUCGGUAAUAUUGACAUUUGGAUAAACAAUGCUGGCGCAAAUAAAGGAUUUAGACCCUUGCUUCAGUUUACUGACGAAGACAUUAAACAGAUUGUCUCGACAAACCUGGUUGGGUCUAUACUCUGCACUCGAGAAGCCAUGCGUGUAAUGAUAAAUCAGCCUAAGGGUGGGCACAUAUUUAAUAUGGACGGGGCAGGCUCUGGGGGGUCAAGUACCCCUUUGACAGCUGUCUAUGGGUCGACGAAGUGUGGUCUUAGACAGCUUCAAUCAUCACUUUUAAAGGAGUGCAAGCGGUCUAAAGUAGGAGUGCACACAGCAUCUCCAGGCAUGGUUCUUACAGAUCUGCUUCUCAGUGGCUCUUCUUUAAAAAAUAAACAAAUGUUUAACUUCAUAUGCGAGCUUCCUGAAACAGUAGCUAGAACUUUAGUUCCACGGAUGCGGGUAGUAAAGGGAUCGGGGAAGGCCAUCAAUUACUUGACACCACCUAGGAUUUUACUUGCUUUAGUAACUGCAUGGCUUCGACGUGGUCGAUGGUUUGAUGACCAGGGCAAGGCAUUAUAUGCAGCAGAAGCAGACCGACUUCGGAACUGGGCUGAAAACCGCACACGUUUUUACUUUACGGAUGCAAUGGAGAUGUACACAGAGAACACUUGGAUUCCCCUUACACUUCAAAUCCAAACCGCUAGCACAAGCAGCAACUUUCACGCAGAUGCUAUUUGGGAAGGACCAGCUGCCGUGCUUGGGACAACGACCUAG
Messenger RNA from Prunus armeniaca (apricot), 1581 nucleotides. The record is from the annotation of a GenBank genome assembly. NCBI's taxonomy places the organism in Eukaryota, Viridiplantae, Streptophyta, Magnoliopsida, Rosales, Rosaceae.